AGAAGAAAGAAGCAGUCAUGGCGUUCGCUGUAAUCGAAAAAAACACCAGACAAUGCUAUGAAAUUGAAAGGGUCCUCACACGGGGUUUGUGGAGAGCGAGAACGUCGUUCUAUUGAAAACUGUGAAAGAAAUCUCGGAAGAAUUGCAGCAUUAAAAAGCCACUAAAAACUCCUUCGUCCUCUGGCUGCUCAGACGUGGCACUAAUUAAGCUAACAGCACGAACAACAACACGCUCUGCUCCCGCCAAAGGUGCAAAGUGACCCAUGUAUGCGGCCCUGUAUGGAACCGGGUUGAGGUUCCUGGCUUCCUUCAAGACUAAACCAUCAGGACCUCAUGACAUGAUAUACGGUGAAAAUGUUUGGACAACUUCCUGCGGAGAACAUGGAGAACAUGGAGCUGUGAGCGUCGUCUGUCCAUGAAACUGUCUCAUAAAGCAUCAACUAACAGGAAGUCCUUCAGCUCUGGUGUGAUGGAGAGUUACCAACAGUCACGCAUUCACAUGUUUCAGUAUCUGGAACAUGUCCUUGGGUUAAACUUCAGGUUAAGUUUUCAGCAACUGACGAGAUUAAAUCAAAGCUUUAGAGAGAAAUUCACGUGAAGUUUGAAAAUUCCACUGGUCCACUGUUAUUAAGUCUUGAUUUUGUGUGAGUGUGCUGUGUGAUGUGGGCGGAGCAGCAGAGAACACACUGACCCCAGUGGAAGUGGAGUGUGUGACCAGAGUCAGAGCUCUGCAGGCAGCGCAGCAUGAGGGAGCUGAACAGAGACAGGGAGGGAGGGGCUGGCACAGCUGGAAGUAAGAAAGAGAAGGACCAGAGCUGGAUUCCCAAGAUCAUUAAGAGACGAGUGUGCACCACGUUUGUCGAGGAUUCUUUCAGUAAUGGAGCGCUGUGUCAGUGUGGUGGAGUGCAGGAGGCUCACGACUCUGUGGCCACAGCAGACUUCUUUGGCUCAGCGAUUGUCACUCAGUGGGAGAGCAGACAUCACUCCUCAGAGAGCUCCACUGACGCCUUUGGAGAGGUGCAGUUCGCUGGUGCUGGACGCAGACACAGUCAUUUUCUGCGCCUGUCAUGUGACACGCCACCUCAAAUCAUCUACACCCUGAUGACGGCGCACUGGGGCCUGCCUUCUCCUAACCUGGUGGUGUCUGUGGUUGGAGGUGAAGGCCAUGGAAAGAUGAAAACAUGGGUGAGAGACAUUCUGAGGAAUGGACUGGUCCGGGCUGCACAGAGUACAGGAGCGUGGAUCUUAACCGGGGGUCUGAGGGAGGGCGUGACCCGCUGUGUGGGUGAGGCGGUGAGGGACCACGCCGCUGCAGCUCCUGCGCUCUCCCAAAAAAAGGUGAUAGCUGUGGGAGUGGCUCCCUGGGGCCUGGUGCACAACAGGCAGCAGCUCAUCAAUCCCAAGGGGAGUUUUCCCGCCCGCUACUACGUCCAGAACACGUCCCGUGACUCCUGCUGCCUGGACAACAACUGUCAGGCUUUCCUCCUGGUGGAUGACGGGAGUGUUGGCCGUCGCGGGGGAGAAGUGGCCUUCCGUGCCAGUCUGGAGGACUACAUUUCCCAUCAGAGAACCGGCAUUUGGGGCAGCGGCAGCAUUGAAAUCCCAGUGCUGUGCCUGCUCAUCUCAGGCGACGUCAACAUGCUGGAGAGAGUAAAUGCCUCUCUGAGGAAAGCCACGCCCUGGCUGGUUCUUGCUGGUUCUGGACCAGCUGCAGACUUCAUCAGUGAGCUGCUGGGCAAUCUCUGCCCUGUUCCCCUCAGUCCCACCUCUCUGCCAGCAGAUGGCGAUGCUGCUCAUGCUUUGGGCACAGAGCACCGCGAGAGGGUCCGUGAGAAGGUUUGGAAGCACUUCCCAGUUGAAGAUAAGCUGGAGAAAGUGGUGGACACUGCUCUGAGUAUUUAUCAGAGCAGAGACCUCAUCACCGUGUUCCAUGGGGAUCAGGAGGGUUUGGAUGAUUUUGACACAGUUCUCCUCAGAGCUCUGGUUAGAGCUAGUAAACGUACAUGCAGUGAAGCGAGUGAGUGCACUGAAGAGCUGAAACUGGCCGUGGCCUGGAAUCGAGUGGACAUCGCCAAAACUGAGCUCUUCAAUGGAGACAUACAGUGGAAGUAUGAGGACCUUGAAGACUCCAUGACAGAUGCACUGAUCAAUGACAAGCCGCAGUUUGUGCGUCUCUUCUGUGAGAACGGUCUGAAUAUCCUGGACUACCUGACGUACCAGCGCCUGGAGAGCUUGUACCGCUCCUUAUCGGACAGUUCCCUGGCCUACGUGCUGCUCCAGAGGCACCUGAGUGAGAGGCAGGGUCUGGCCGGGUCCCAGCACAGUCUGGACAGAUCUGUGACCAGUCCCCUCAAGAGUCCGCUGUGUGGACUAACUGGACCUGCCUCAGCAAUGGAACUCAGUCUGUAUGAGGUUUCCCGCCUGCUGUGGGAUCUGCUCGGUGAUGUCUGUCUGCCUUUCUACUACGGACCUCUCGGCCUGGACACCAGCACCACCACCAGGAGAACUCUGAAGCAAGUUAAUAAGAUGCUGUUGGGGGAGUGCAUGUACCGGAACCAGCGCUGCCUCUCACCUUGGGCCGCUCUCUUCAUCUGGGCUGUUCUGCAGAACCGCAGGGAAAUGGCUCUGUACUUCUGGGAGAUGGCAGGAGAACCUGUGCUCAGCGCUCUGGGCGCCUGUAAGAUGCUGAGAGAGCUUUCCAAGCUGGAGAGCGAGACUGAGAACAAGCUGGCCAUGAAGGAACUAGCACAGAUGUUUGAGAACCUGUCGCUCGACGUUUUCAGUGAGUGUUACCAGAACAGUGAGAGCCGCGCCUUCACUCUCCUUAUAAGGAAGUCUUUAGUGUGGGGCGGAGCAACGUCUCUGCAAAUGUCCACUGUGGCGGACGCUCGACUGUUCUUCGGCCAUGACGGCGUUCAGUCUCUGCUCUCUCAGAUCUGGUGGGGCGACAUGGAGAGAAACACUGAGGUCUGGAAACUGAUCCUCACCUUUUUCCUGCCCCCCGUCCUCUACACCAACCUCAUCAGCUUCAGGGAACAGGAAGAGGAGGGCGGGUCUGAGGAGAUCCACCAUGGCAGAGACACUGACAGUCUGGAUGGGAAUGAUUGCACUGUCUUCUCCCUCGCUGACAUUAUACAGAAUGAUGAAGAGGCAGAAGAGUUCAGGGAUCUAAAAGAAAAGCUGAAAGGUUCUUUGCCAACUAACACCAAGAGGCCGUUUUUUGUGUCUCGGUGGAGACAGUUCUGGUUCGCCCCCGUCACCUGUUUCCUCGGGAAUGUGCUCAUGUACUUCCUCUUCCUCUGCCUGUUUGCCUAUGUUCUGUUGGUGGACUUCAAGCCUUCGCCUCCUGACGGUCCAGCACCUCUGGAGUUCCUGCUUUACUUUUGGGUUUUCACCUUAGUGUGUGAAGAGAUUCGGCAGACCUUCUUUGUAGGCAGUACCUUCAUCCUCCAGAGGAUGAGGAACUACAUCCAGGAUGUGUGGAACAAAUGUGAUCUGACAGCCAUCACUCUCUUCAUUGUCGGCCUUUGCUGCAGAUUGACACCAUGGUCGUAUAAUUUUGGACGAGCGGUUAUGGCCAUAGAUUUUAUGGUCUUCACACUACGUCUGAUCCAUAUCUUUGCCAUCCACAAACAACUCGGGCCCAAGAUCAUCAUUGUUGGGAAAAUGAUGAAGGACGUUUUCUUCUUCCUGUUUUUCCUGGCUGUGUGGCUUAUGGCCUAUGGAGUGGCCAAUCAGGCCCUCCUCUACUCAUAUGAUCCCCGCCCCAACUGGAUAUUCCGCAGAGUAUUCUACAGGCCAUACCUGCACAUCUUUGGUCAAAUACCGAUAAACGAAAUGGAUGCUGACAAACUUGUCCAAGUAAACUGUACAAAUGACGCCACCAAAAUUGACGCAGGAGAAGAGCCCUGUAUGAGCACUUAUGCUAACUGGCUGGUUGUCAUCCUCCUUGUCAUCUACCUGCUGUUCACCAACAUUGUACUGGUCAACCUUCUCAUUGCUAUGUUCAGCUACACCUUCUCCAAAGUUCAAGAACGCAGUGACACCUACUGGAAGUUUCAGCGUUACAACCUGAUUGUGGAGUACCAUUCGAGGCCAUGUCUGGCACCGCCCUUCAUCAUCAUCUCACACCUUCAUCUUUUCAUCAAGAGACACAUCCGUCGCAUCUCUUCAGUCAAGAGCAAACACUUUGUUCUGGAGCUGCGGGGCAGAAAGGCCAGUCGCCUUAACACAUGGGAGGCGAUCCAGAAAGAAAACUAUCUCUCAGCUCAGAGCAAGCGGCAGAGAGAGACUGACACAGCUCGCCUAAAACGUACAUCUCUCAAGGUGGACAGUGUGCUGAAACAGAUGACAGAGAUCCGUGACCAGGACAGACGGCUCCGGCUGCUGGAGACAGAGCUGGAGUACUGCUGCAGCGCCCUCUCCUGGAUGACUGAAGCUAUGUCUCAGAGUAACCUGAUAAAGGCUGAUCAUCCUCCUCCCCUUCUUAGAGAUUUGACUCCAGUGUCACCAAGCUGAUUCUCUGAACUCCAGGAUUAGACACACUUGGAGCCAGUGUGACAAAAAUUUACCUGUUUCUUUACUGAAAACCAUUUGUUUUAAUUAGGGAAAACAUGUAUAUUUAUUUACACAAAUAUUGUUUUACGUAAAAAUUACAUUUUCUCACAGUAGUGUCAUCAUGUACUGUUAUCUGCUACAAUCCAUUUGAUCCAAUACAUGAUAUUACAUCCAAUUACAGCUGUAUUACAGUGGAUUACAAGAAACUUGUCUGCUAGCUGUACCUGCUAAGUAAGGGAUGGUUAACAAUAAUAAUAAUAAUAAUAAUAUGACCAGCAGGUGUGUAAAUACUGUAUAUAUUACAGUGACCAUGAGAGGUCAGGACGCUGUAAAUAUCACAACACAACACAUUAGGAAAACAUGAGCCGCAAACCCCGCAACACAACACAUUAAGAAAAACGUUGUGUUGGGAUAUUUGCAGCGCCCUGACCUCUCAAAGAUUCAAUGGCACAUGCUAUAUAUGUUUACUAAAAGUUUUGAUAGGUUUAUUUAUGUCACAUAACACGACCCCAACCAUGGAGGGGCCACAGCCAGUGUACUUCUAGUGCCGAGGAAGGACAUCUGGCAUACGAAGACAAAAAACCCCAAAUCUCUGCCAAAUCAAAUAUGCGGAUCAUGGGGAGAAGAAGGAAAAAGAAUAAUAAUUUUAAGGCUGUAUAUAGUAGGUAGAUUAAUUAAAAAAAUGAUACUAUACUGCUAUACAUGUAAUUAUAUCUCAAUUAUACAUGUAAUUAUAUCUCAAUUAUAGAUAUAAUUAUAUCUCAAUUUUAGCAUGCUGAUAUCUUGAAACAGGCAGAGACCAUUUGGCUAAUUCACAUUUGAUUUGAUUUGACUUUUCUAUGGCUUAACACUGAAAUUUGCCUUGCUGUCAAUAUAUUAUUCUAGGAAGACAAGUAAGUUUGGUAGCUUAGCUUCAGGUCAUAAAAAUAUUCUGACCUACUGAAAAUACCGCUGGAGGCAUAUUUUAAGUAGUAAAAUAAUGACAAAAUUGCAAAGUAAAUUCAAAAUUGUUGACUUUCCAUUGAGUUUACGUAAUGGUUUCAAGUGACUUAGGUUAUGAUGAACCUACCAAACAUCUAAUCCUGUAAUCCAGAAAAUACACACAUUUUCAUGAGGUCUGGCACAUUUUUUGGCAGGAAUUUCAUGACUUUUUAAGCAUUUCUAACCCUCAGCCCUGUGUGACAUGUGCUUCUGCAGAUUUAAACUUACUACACCCUGCUAAAUGUACAUGUGAUCUCAACCACCUGCAUGUGCUUCACCAGACAACUCCAUGCUGACCUGAAACUGGCUGUUAACAUGGUGCUCUUCUUCUGGCUGCACUUCAUGCCAGACUUUGCCCACCCGAUCAGCAGGGGUAGCCAACAGAACAGAGCACUACAACCCACACCACAGGUGCUAUGAGUGCUACCAGAUACCUAGCCCCAAAAUUCUGUUACCUGUGCAACAGCACAGCCAUUCAGGAACUUAACUCUGAACAGUUCAAUGCCAUCGACGCACUGCUGAGGAAGAGGGCGAGUUGGUGAGGAAGGUUAAUAAUAAUUAUUAAAAUUCUUUUUAAAAUUCUUUUUAUCAAUCAAUUACUGCCACUAACUGUUGAUCCCCAACGUAAUGGUGCCCCGUGUAAGGAUCUCAAAUAUAUCAAAACUGUACAUAUUAAAAGACAGUGUCCAGCAUGAUAAACCAUUUUUAUUUGAAUGAACACUACACUACACUACAACGUAACGUAGAUUACCAACGUUAAUGAAAACUCACCUCAUAAGAAGAUCCAUUUGUUGUUCAUAAGCUCUGGAGAAAGUUUGCGAAAAUAAAGUCUGCUCGCUUAAAUGCUAACGCAUUAGCAAUAACGUCUGCUAGAUUAAAUGCUUACGUGUUAGCGAUAAAGUCCGCAAGCAUAGCAGAAGUUUUGCGCUGCAACUGCCACAAUUUAGUUCUUCUGCAAUGUGUUUUUCCUUGUCCAUCUUCAUUCAACGGUGAACACAGACAGCUUCUCGAAGCAGCAGUAACAGUGAGGAGCCUGCAGCUGCAUAUUAAGUAGCCAUGUGUUUCCUCCGUGACAUUGGCCAAAAAAAACAACAAGGCCCUGGAAUGUGAUAUUGCCAUCCACGGCGAUGAAACAACCCUAAUUCAAAUACAAAGUUUAUGGUUUUAAGACUCACAAUAUUGUGAUUUGAAGCUUGAGAGAGUCAGUGCUCGGAUUCAUACUGUUCAAUUGGGAUAUCUUUUGAUAUUAUAGUCAAUUACAGUGAUAAUUUAAUUUAGACUGAUUUUAAAGGCAUAGAUUGAUUUUCUUUUCCCUUUUCAGGGUGGUACCCGGCUUUAUGUAGAUCAGAAAGACAAUGGCAUUACAUUUAAGAACUAGAAAAUUCCGCUGCAAAAUUUCAAUCGUGCCUGCUUCUUGCUGCCGAUGUCGUCGGGUGCAGGACUUGUGCUGGUAAAGGAGUAACAUUUGGGUGGAUUGAACCUAACUUGGAAGUAUUUAGACAAAGUGGUAUUUUGGUGGAAUCAACCCUUAAAACGGACUCAUAAGCCCCUCCCACUCUCUGAUUCCCCCUCACCCUUCCAAACAUCUGUUUCUAACACCUGCAACAUAAAUGCUGAAAACGGGGCUGUGUUUUGUUCAUUUCUUCUGCCAUUCCCAAUCAAAUCACACAUUUUGAUAUAGUAUAUGUGUGGGGGUACAAUAACAAUAGAUGCUUGCUCUGCAAUGCCAUCUAGUGAGAAUUGGGGUGGAGUGGCGCAGUGGUUAAGACCGGUACCCUGUGUGCAAAAGACACCAUGGUCGCAAGUUUGACUCCGCCUGAUUGUACUCAGUUUCAUUGUGAGUUGCUUUGGAUAAAAGUAUCUGCUAAAUGACAUGUAAUGUAACUCCCACAACCCAUCAGGAACUCAGAUUGACUACAGACAUUUAAAUCACUACUCAAAACCCACCUGUUCAAAACUUCUUACACCUAACUGUCUAUUUACCAUUGUUUAAUUUCAGUCCUGUACUUUGUUUUGUUUUGUGUUUGUACAGCGUCUUUGAGUGUCCAGAAAAGCGCUAUAUAAAUAUGAUGUAUUAUUAUUAUUAUUAUUAUUAUAUUAUUAUUAUUAUAAUGUCCGAAAAUCCAAUACACAAUCCUUUACAGUCGAUCACUCCUCACUCCAGCUCCUGGCAGGGGGUGGUUAUGUCAUAGGAGCUUAAAUACAGAGGAAAAUUCACAACAGGUGUGGUUGUAUUUUGGUGGGAAAGAACUUGACAGGAAAUUAUGAUUUAGCACAGGAAUGAAUACUGGUUUCAAAAUAAAACAGUCUGGUGAAAAUGAAAA
Molecule: messenger RNA, 7862 nt
Organism: Solea solea (common sole)
Lineage: Eukaryota; Metazoa; Chordata; Actinopteri; Pleuronectiformes; Soleidae
Gene: trpm4a
Product: transient receptor potential cation channel, subfamily M, member 4a
Exons: 30
Coding region: 745-4518 (1257 amino acids)
Biological process (GO): calcium ion transmembrane transport
Cellular component (GO): membrane
Molecular function (GO): calcium-activated cation channel activity; ligand-gated calcium channel activity
Source: RefSeq, a predicted model, not a curated record